Messenger RNA from Suillus subalutaceus, 2653 nucleotides. RefSeq names its product glycoside hydrolase. NCBI's taxonomy places the organism in Eukaryota, Fungi, Basidiomycota, Agaricomycetes, Boletales, Suillaceae. Gene Ontology annotation, molecular function: Glc3Man9GlcNAc2 oligosaccharide glucosidase activity. The record is from RefSeq and is a predicted model, not a curated record. The coding region runs from base 134 to 2545 and encodes 803 amino acids. Gene Ontology annotation, cellular component: endoplasmic reticulum membrane. Gene Ontology annotation, biological process: oligosaccharide metabolic process; protein N-linked glycosylation. The transcript has 14 exons.
GUGAGCGGUAUACAGUGCUAUAUAGCGGUGAUUCUGUAAAGCUCCACGUAAUUUUUUGGCACGUGACAUUCACGUUUACUUAGUAUGACUUUCAUUGAUACUGUAACUCAACCGUCACGGUAGUUUCGCCUCAAUGCGGAUUCUAUGGCUGCUCUUGACACUGCUGCCAUUGGUAUACUCAAAUUUUGUUAACAACACAGAAAACCUGCUAUGGGGAGCUUACAGACCCAACUUGUACUUCGGCCUCCGGCCAAGAUUACCCCAAUCCCUUAUGACUGGUCUUGUGUGGUUUGGCACUCAGAACUAUCAGUCUAUAGCCAAGGCUCGCCACGCAUGUGACCAGGGCGAUGGCCUUGACAGCUACACCUGGACGCAUUUCGACCCACGCCAGGGCGGUGUACAAAUACUGCAGGACAGCCAGAACAAUGUGGAAAUUACCACCGAGCUUUUGAAGGUGCCUGGUGGCUCCCAUGGUGGUGGUUGGGUUGCACGUAUCAAAGGAACACCUAUCAAUCCCAGUGCGCUUUCUAUCAUGACUGUAUCAUCUAGAAUUUCCACUAUAUUUUAUCUCGGCCUAGAAGGACUAGGCGGGCUGGAUAUGGUCACCGAUGAGAGCGAGAAUGGAAUCGACGGACCCGUAGAAUUCUCCGGCACUACGCCUGACCUCGGUGAUUUUACUAUCCGCAUAGUCGACGCGCCCGAUAACGAGGCUGUUACUACUGGCCCGCACUCUGAGGUUUUCGAGGAACGGUUGGGAAAAACUCAUCUAGUAGGCUUGCGCCUGCCACCGGGGCAACUUUGGACCGCGAAAGAUUACAUCAUACAGAGCAUCGUUGACCGUGCAAGUCCGAUUGUCGAGAAAUACCGCGCUGCAGAACAAGCGCCUGAUCCUUCAUUUAUCCUGCAGCUUCCUGAUGAUAUUCUCACUGCAAGCAAUCUUUUUGCUGUUCAGAAAUCCUUUGAGGGAGAGUUUCAGUUUGAUGUUUUCUUCGAGAGUGCCAGUGCGAACCAGGCGUUUGAUGCAAGCACCAUUGAUAAAGGCAUUGCGGCUAUCGUAGCGUCCUUCGACAGUCGCUUUGAGGAGACAUUCCCAAUCCCAUCAUCAUACGCAGCCAAUGAUGUUACACGUUUGAAGUCUUUUAGCAAGGCGAUCACCUCCAACCUCUUCGGUGGUAUCGGCUACUUCUACGGCACGUCCAUCGUCGACAAAGGAUUCGCGUAUGAAUGGGACCAAGAUGAUGAGAUCGACGACGAAGAUGAUGGACAGAACGGCGCACGGUUGACUGAACCACGUGCUCUGUUAACUGCUACGCCUAGCCGCAGCUUCUUCCCGAGAGGGUUUUACUGGGAUGAAGGCUUCCACCUUUUACACAUAGGCGCAUGGGACCCAGAGCUUAGUCUCGAAAUUCUGAAGGACUGGAUUAAGCUCAUCGAUGACAAUGGCUGGGUCGCACGUGAACAGAUCCUUGGCGAGGAGGCGCGCAGCCGAGUCCCCGCACAAUUCCAGACCCAAGUGCCUACUUUCGCAAACCCUCCCACUCUGACGAUGGCGGUGACAGCCAUUAUCAAACAAUUCAACGCUGCGCAUGAUGGACCUUCCGCUGCAGAUCUUGGGAUGGACUAUGACAUGGGUGGACAAAUGCCCCUUGCCGGCAAUCCCGAGUCCACCGCGGCCCUCGAUCGUGCGGCGGUGCAGUCUAUCCUGCGCGACAUGUACAAGCCCUUGAAGCGGCACUAUGAAUGGUUCCGCCGGACGCAGCGUGGGCAGAUCAAGCAAUACGGCCGUCGGGCGCGGUCACGUGCGGAAGGGUACCGUUGGCGAGGACGUUCUGAAGCACAUGUUUUGACGAGCGGAAUGGAUGAUUAUCCGAGAGGUCCGCCGCAUGCAGGGGAGCUUCAUUUAGAUCUAAUCAGCUGGAUGGGCUUCUUCACCCGAACAAUGAAGGACUUUGCACAGUUCAUUGACGAAGAAGAGGAUGCCGCAAGUUUUGCUGAGAUUGAGUUGGCUAUAAUAAACAAUAUUGAUGAUCUGCAUUGGGACGAGGAAAACGAGAUGUACUGUGACGUUGGGAUUGACUCAGAUGAUGAAUCGACCCAUAUCUGUCAUGCGGGUUAUGUUUCACUCUUUCCCUUCAUGCUCUCGCUGCUUCCGCCGGACUCCCCACACCUUGGGCCCAUCCUUGACAUGCUGCGUGAUCCCGAACAACUCUGGUCGGAGUAUGGUAUCCGCAGUCUGAGCAAGAGUCAUCCCGAGUUCGGGCAGGGGGAGAACUAUUGGAAAGGUCCAAUAUGGGUGCAGAUAAAUUAUAUGGUGCUUGGCGCGUUGCAUAACACGUAUGCGCGUGAGGAGGGACCGUUCCAGGAGAAGGCCAGGGAGAUGUAUGAAGAGCUGAGGAAAAAUGUGGUGAAUAAUGUGUUCAAGGAAUAUCAAAGAACAGGAUAUGUAUGGGAGCAGUACGAUGCCCUUACUGGAGAGGGACGGAGGAGCCAUCCUUUCACUGGUUGGACAUCGCUGAUCACGCUCAUCCUCGCAGAGAAAUACUGAAUCAAACCCUAGCCCUAGGUGAAAAGAUCCUCUAUAUAGAGGUGUGUAUCUUGUAUAUACCAUCAGCAGAAUCAGCUGGACCGAAAAAUCUAUAUGGUAUGAUGGAUA